Messenger RNA from Sordaria macrospora k-hell, 1587 nucleotides. RefSeq lists its product as uncharacterized. Gene Ontology annotation, molecular function: iron ion binding; monooxygenase activity; oxidoreductase activity, acting on paired donors, with incorporation or reduction of molecular oxygen. The record is from RefSeq and is a predicted model, not a curated record. Lineage: Eukaryota; Fungi; Ascomycota; Sordariomycetes; Sordariales; Sordariaceae.
AUGUACACCAUCGACAGCACCUAUUACCCCCCGUAUGUGGGCCUUUUUCUCCUCAUUUUCAGUUUCUGUGUAUAUGCGGUCAUUCAAGUCUUGAAACCUGUCGACUUGAAACGCUCGAGCGGGAAAAGGAGAUGGUCUAUGCCACCGGGGCCACCAGGAGCUCCGGUCCUGGGAAACUUGCCACAGAUGAUGAAAGCGCGCCGCGGAGGAGCCCUGUCGUUUAACGAAUGGCUUGCCUCCCUGAUACCAUAUGGCGAAAUGGUGACAGUUCACAUGGGCUCCAAGACAUGGAUCGUGCUCAACUCGGACCGCGUCGUCUCGGAACUCAUUGCCAAGCGCGGUAGAAUCACCAACGAAAGACCACAUAUGCCCAUCGCGAGCGAUCUCGUCAGCAAUGGAAAGCGCACGGUGAUCCGCCAGGAAGAAGAAUGGCGGGAGGGGCGCCGAGUGAUGCAUCAUUUGCUCAGCGGCUCGAAUCUCAAGGUCUAUGCCGGCAUGCAGGAGCUCGAGAGCGUCGACAUGCUGCGCCGGUACCUUCGGGAGCCCAAGCUAUGGUAUUCUCACCACUUCCGCUAUGCGACCUCGGUGCUCUACAGGAUCGUGAUGGGCUACCCCCUGCACAAGAGCAAGGCGGAGCUCGACGCCUACCAGAGGGUGACGAUGGAAUUCGUGUCGUCCAUCAACCAGAGCUACGUGGACUUUUUCCCUUGUUUCAGCAAGCUCCCCCAUGUGCUGCAGCCGUGGCGAAGCUACUGGAUGCAGAUGGGCGCGUUUCACCGCCGUGUCUUCCAACAAUGGUGGCAGCCCAUCAGCGCCGCCGUGCGCGACGGCUCGGCGCCUCCGUCCUUCGUUCGCGACGUCCUGCUCCAUCCAGACAUGAGGUACGCUGGAGGCGAUGAGGAGGCCAUGUAUCUGGCGACCUCUGUCAUGGCAGCCGGAGGCGACAACACGCGCAUGACCAUGAAUGUGUUUAUCAUGGCCAUGGUCGCGAACCCUGAAGCGCAGGCACGGGCACGUGCAGAAGUCGAUCGAGUAUGCACAACAAAGGGCGACGACUCGCUCAGGCUUCCUCGCAUGUCGGACAUGUCCGAAAUGCCCUACGUGGCGGCCAUGAUCAAAGAGGUUCUGCGUUGGCGGCCCACCGUCCCUCUCGUUCCCCCACAUCAACUCACCGAGAACCUGGAGUUUGACGGGAAUUUCAUCCCAGCCGGCACAUGCCUCCUGAUCAACUCCAUUGCGCUCUCCAAGGAGUUUGAGGAUGCAAACAAGUUCAAGCCGGAGAGAUGGAUUCAAGGACCGCCAGGGUCGGGCAAGACAAUACCGAAUUUCUGGGGAUUCGGGGGCGGGCGUCGAGUCUGCGUCGGCUCCAAGGUGGCAGAGCAAGCUCUGUUCAUCAUCUUUGCCCGCUUACUCUACUGCUUCGAGUUGAUUCCGGAUGGGCCUAUCGACGACGAAAAACUCAAUCACCAGAGUCUGGACGAGCCGUUUCCCGUCAGGGCCACUGUACGCAGUGCUGACCAUGCGGCACUGAUUGAGGGUGAGGCCGCAAAGUACGAGGCUUCCUUCUCUACAUUCGCUACAAAGUAG